CCCCACCGUUGUCUCAACACAGCCAUUAUCGCUUUCGUGUCGCUCAACCGACCCACUAUUGAGCUCUACCCGUCCUCCUCUUCCGCAUCGAUGACAGAGUCAACCUCGCAAUCUCCGUCUCUCCUCGCUAUGGCCCGCAACAAGCUGCUGUCUACCUCCGUCAAUGGCGUCAAGGAUAGCAGCAGCUUGCAUCGCUGGGUACUUUUACGCAACUCUCUUGUUCAGCCUCAUACCCCGGCACCUAUCGCCACUCCUGAAAAAGCUGAUGUACCAUAUGUGUAUAGGCGCGUUGAAGACGAAGGGUGUGAUCAAGAAGAAGAGGUUGCCUUUAUGUUUCCAGACCCUGACGCCCUCUCGCGUGACGCUGGCGUGUGUGGCUCUGAGAAUGAUUGGUUGGAUUCGCUUCUCGAGGACCUUGGCGAAGACGACGAUCUGGAUGCAGAAGAGGGAGGACUAGAGACUUCUAUGUCUGGUGCACCUCCGGAUGAAGAUGACGAACCGCUGAGUCCUCUGUAUUCGCCCAUGUCCUCUUCAGACAACCUCGUCGACCAAUCCAGCUUCUAUGUUAAUCCACAUGCCAUUCCCAUCCCCUACCCUAUUCCUUAUCCGCCUGUUCGGCCCUCGCUUGUUUCGGCUUGGUACGGUCUAGAUUCCUCCCCAGACUCCCUUCUAGAGGCCAGCUCCCCUUUGUACCACGAUCCUCUACCCUAUUACGACGUCGACGACACGGAAGAUUUACCGGUUCCAGAUGCCAUAGAGGACACAUCUGACGACGAGUCGGACGCACCUGCAACACCGUUCGACCACUCUACGUCAUCGAUCUGCCCACUCGAUCCCGCUUCUGUUCCCCUCCCUUCAGAGAGGCGGCGACGCUCGCAUUCUCGUCAACCUCAAGUCUAUGUUGACACGGACGACUCCUAUUUCUACCCGUUUGGACUCGACCCUCUGCCUUCCCAUGUUGAUAAUCCUGUCCAUGCUGCCCGUGUCUAUGGCCCGUCCGUGUACCAACAGUGUUAGUCGUUGCUCCAUCUCCCCGCUCCCUGUUGCAUUCUUGUGGCGUGAACCCGUUUGUCGUACUAUAAUUGUGUGCGUGCUUUCGGUCUCUACAUAGUAUUGUCUCUUCCUUGUUCGGUUAGUGGUAUUCACA
Molecule: messenger RNA, 1147 nt
Organism: Laetiporus sulphureus 93-53
Lineage: Eukaryota; Fungi; Basidiomycota; Agaricomycetes; Polyporales; Laetiporaceae
Exons: 2
Coding region: 91-1017 (308 amino acids)
Source: RefSeq, a predicted model, not a curated record